Molecule: messenger RNA, 15565 nt
Organism: Pogona vitticeps (central bearded dragon)
Lineage: Eukaryota; Metazoa; Chordata; Lepidosauria; Squamata; Agamidae
Source: RefSeq, a predicted model, not a curated record
UCAAGCCACUCCUGUGUCCCUUGGAGACAGGAUGGAUGAUCAGAAACCAACUGGUGAGGACAAAGACUCCGAUACACCAGCCGCAGGUGGGAUUGUGGUGUCUGAGGAGCAGGGCAGUGUGGAAGCUGAGCCCGUGAAACCACCAGAAGAGGGGAGCCCUGUGAAGGAGACCUUGGACAAAGCGGAAGCGAAAGAGGAGCCGCCCCAGACCUGCAGCUCCCCACCCAAACGCUGUGCAUUUUGCAACUGUAGCAAGUGGAGCCUUCAUGGGCAGCGAGAGCUGUUGCGUUUUGAUCCCGCACCCGAGUGGGCAGAAGAUCUUCCUGAUCCACAGGAGGGGAAGCAACCUGGCUCAACGGAAGCUGGAAGCGAUGACCUGACCCUGAUUGGCUUUGCUGAUGAGGUGUCACCACGAGAGGUGUUUGAGCCAACAGGGCAUUUUUGGGCUCAUCACUGGUGUGUAGUUUGGUCAGCUGGAGUCCUGCGUCCAGAAGGGUCAUGGUUGAGCCAUGUGAACAAAGCUGUCAUCUCAGGGAUUGCACAGAAAUGUGAACACUGUAACAGACGGGGUGCUACCAUUCCAUGCCACGCGGAGGGGUGCCAGCGCCAUUAUCACUUCCCCUGUGCAGCAGCUAGUGGCUGCUUCCAGUCAAUGAAGAGCUUGAAGCUCCUGUGUCCAGAGCACCUAAGCCAGGCUGUACAGAUGGAGGACUCACGCUGCAUGGUAUGUGAUGCCCCAGGGGAGCUGCGUGAUUUACUUUUUUGCACCAGCUGCGGUCUGCACUAUCACGGUGCCUGUCUGGAAAUCACAGUAACACCACGCAAGCGGUCUGGCUGGCAGUGUCACGAAUGCAAAGUUUGCCAAACCUGCAGGUUGUCUGGAGAGGACAGCAGGAUGUUGGUGUGUGAAGCUUGUGAAAAAUGCUAUCACACCUACUGCUUGAACCCAGCCAUUGAGAAUGUUCCCACAGACUCCUGGAAGUGCAAAAGCUGCCGCGUAUGUUCCGACUGCGGCCUCCGCCCGUCUGCACUGGAUCCGAGCUGCCAGUGGUACGAGAACUAUUCUUUGUGUGAAGGGUGCCGAGAACAGCGCUGCAAGAACACAAACGACACGGAGGCCCCUGAGCAGCGCAGCCAGGAACAUGUUCUCACAACAGACACGCCAGCAUCUCCCCAGCCAGUAGAAGAAGCUUGUGUAGCCAAUGAAGGGCAGCCGGAAAGCCGAAGCAGCCCCAACCGUUGUCACCAAGAGGAGGAGCAGGUGCCUCUGGAGUGUGGCGAGAAGCCCGCUGAAGGAGACAAGCCUCUAGAAGUGUUGGAAGAGGAUCCAGAGGUCCCUGCAGGGCAGGAGCAAAUGGAAGUAGAGACACCAUUAGAGCUAGAAAAGGCCCCCUCUCCCCCGCCCCCGCCCCCUGUACCACCCGAUCCGGCAUCCCCUGCCGACCCUGAGGCGUUAUCCCCUGGUGCCAAAGAGCAUCCCACCUUUGAGUUGCUGCCCACAGAACCAGAACCCCCAGAGAGCCGUCCUGAGCCAGCCCCCUUGGCUAAGGAAGCUGAGGAGGAGUCGCCGUCCUCUCCUGGGAGCCCUCAGCCCGUCUCGUCCAGGGUGGCUUCUCCCGAAAUGGCCGAGGUGGAAGGAGAGGCCAGUGAAGAGCCCAUGGAGGUGGAGGUGCCCAUCCCGAAGAGCCCCCUUGGCAGCAGCCGAGAAGCCCAGCCCAUCCAAGAGGAGGAGGAGGAGGAGGAGGAAGAGGACGCCGGAGCACCUAAGAUGGAGCUUGAGGAGCGAUUCUCUCCCCAGCUGAGUGAGGAAGAGCCACCAGAUGAAAGGGCGGCCUCGGUGGGCCCAGAAGCUCAUGAGGGUCACCUCAGCUUUGCGAGUGAAACCAAGCGCUCUCCCUCACCUGUGGAGGCGGAAUUGCUGGGCGGCUCCUCCACCCCAAUGGAGGCCUAUGGAAGUGCCAACCCCACGGAGGGAGGGGCAAGUGGAGAGGAGGAACCCGGCCCAGCGCCACCCCCUUUGAGGUCCCACCAGUUAGUGAAGUCAGACAUUGUUAAUGAGAUCUCAAACCUGAGCCAGGGCGAUGCGAGCGCCAGCAGCUUCCCGGGCUCAGAGCUCCCGUUUGCCUCCCCGUACCACGAAGGCGGGGGCUCUCUUUCCCUGGAGAUGGCUGGUCUGACCUCCACGGAUGUCAGCCUGCAGAGGGAAGAUGGGGCCUCUUUGCCCAUGGGCGAGAUGGACGACUCCUUGCCCUUUGACAUCAAAGGCGAGUGCGAGAAGGCACGGCGGCGUGGCUCCCCAGCCCGCUCCCGGGUCAAACAGGGUCGCAGCAGCAGUUUUCCUGGGAGGAGACGGCCUCGGGGUGGGUCCCACACCGGCCGAGGGCGGGGCCGAGCGCGAUUGAAAUCCACCACCUCUUCCAUCGAGACCUUGGCGCUGGCUGAUAUCGACAGCUCCCCAAGCAAGGAGGACGACGACGACGACGAUGACACCAUGCAAAACACCGUAGUGCUGUUCUCCAACACUGACAAAUUUGUGCUGAUGCAGGACAUGUGCGUAGUGUGCGGUAGCUUUGGCCGAGGUGCUGAAGGCCAUCUCCUGGCGUGUUCCCAGUGUUCUCAGUGUUAUCAUCCAUACUGUGUCAAUAGCAAGAUUACCAAGGUGAUGCUGCUAAAGGGCUGGCGCUGCGUGGAGUGCAUUGUGUGUGAAGUUUGUGGCAAAGCGUCUGACCCUUCCCGGCUGCUGCUCUGCGAUGACUGUGACAUCAGCUACCACACGUACUGCCUGGACCCCCCUCUCAACACGGUGCCCAAGGGUGGCUGGAAGUGCAAAUGGUGUGUGUGCUGUGUACAGUGUGGGGCCGUUUCUCCUGGCUUCCACUGCGAGUGGCAGAACAAUUACACCCACUGUGCGCCCUGUGCCAGCCUGGUCACUUGCCCCAUCUGCCAGGUGAAGUACGUAGAGGAUGACCUGCUAAUCCAGUGCCAGCAGUGUGAACGGUGGAUGCAUGCUGUGUGUGACAAUCUUUUCACUGAAGAGGAAGUGGAGCAAGCGGCCGAUGAGGGGUUUGACUGCACCUCCUGUCAGCCCUAUGUGAUCAAGCCUGUGGUUCCAGCUCCACCUCCAGAAAUUAUCCAAGUGAAGGUCAAGGAGCCAGAGCCGCAGUAUUUUCGCUUUGAAGGAGUCUGGCUCACAGAGACCGGGAUGGCGGUGCUGCGCAACCUGUCCUUGUCGCCACUACACAAGCGCCGGCCACGCAAGACCACACCAACCAUGCCUCGGGCGGGUACCCUCAAUGGCGAAGGUGGGCUGGAUGUCAUGGAUCCCCUGGGCCCGGAUGAAAAGAAGGAGGGUGAUGUGGAGGCAGAUGAGAUCCUAAAAGCUGAAGUUAAUCAUGUUGAACACAUGGAGUGUGAGAUCAAGUUGGAAGCCCCUGCUACCCCAGAGAGGGAGGCUGCAGCUGAAGCUGAGUUGGGAAAGGGUCUCCUGGAGGACUCGGAAGAGGUCAAGAAGCGGAAACGGAAGCCCUACCGCCCAGGGAUUGGAGGGUUCAUGGUGCGACAGCGGAAGUCACAUACCCGCUUGAAAAAGGGUCCCGUAGUCUUGGCAGAAGCCUCUCGUGAAGGGACAGGCACUGAGGGGCAAGCGGAGGAAGGGUCUCAACCCACGCAACCUGCCGAAACCCCCGCAGAGACUGUUGCUGAGCAAAGUGUGGUAGAGGGGGAUGAGAAGAAGAAGCGGAGGGGCAGGAAGAAGAGCAAGCUGGAGGACAUGUUCCCUGCCUACCUUCAGGAAGCCUUUUUUGGAAAGGCCCUGCUCGACCUGAGCAGGAAGGCUCUGCUGGCUGCUGGUGGGGUGGGUGGGGACGGAACAGCCCACCCUCCCGUCGGCCAGGGUGCCCCCAGGCCCAAGGUGGACACCGGCCUGCUGCCCAAGGGGCCUGCGGACGGGAAGGAGGCUCCCGCUCAGCCUAAAGGGGAUGAGUGUGUUGAUGGCAGGGAAGUAGCGGUUCCAGAGAGCAACUUGAAAGCCCCGGAUGCCAAGACCGAAAAUAGCGGCACAGAGGAACAGAUGGUGCCCAAGACCUCGCCAGACCCCACAGGUGCCGAGAACCCAGCCACACCCCCGGGGGAGGGGGUGCUCAGCUCCGACCUUGACAAAAUCCCCACUGAAGAGCUGCCCAAAAUGGAAAGCAAGGAUGUCCAGCAGCUCUUCAAAGAUGUCCUGGGGUCGGCUGAGCGAGAGCAGCAGCUCAAUUGUGUGGGAACUGAAGCCGAGGCGGGGGGCAUUCGCGAUCCGAACCGUACACCACUUGCCCAAAGGCCGUUCCUGCAAGGUGGGGGUGUCUCCCUUGGGCCCCUGCAGCCUGCUGUGCCCAUGGAGACCUACUCCGGAGUUUGCCAGUCCCCAUUUCUUGACAGCAGGGAGAGGAGCGGCUUCUUCAGCCCUGAGCAGUGUGAACCCGAGAGCCCCUGGGCCAGCAGCUCUGCAGCAUCCACACCCACCACGCCCACUACGGAGGGGGAAAGCGAUGGGCUCUCGUACAACCAGAGGAGCCUGCAGCGCUGGGAGAAAGAUGAGGAGCUGGGAGAGCUCUCCACCAUCUCUCCGGUGCUCUAUGCCAACAUGAACUUCCCCAGUCUCAAGCAGGACUACCCAGACUGGUCAAGCCGCUGCAAGCAAAUCAUGAAGCUCUGGAGAAAGGUGCCAGCCCCUGACAAAGCCCCUUACUUGCAAAAGGCCAAAGAUAACCGGGCAGCCCAUCGCAUCAACAAGGUGCAAAAGCAAGCUGAGAACCAGAUCAACAAGCAGACCAAAGUCGAGGUGCUGCGGAGACCAGACCGCCCGGCCUUGCACCUGCGCAUCCCUCCCCAGCAGGGGGCGCUGCCUUGUGCCACCCAGCCACAGCCGCCACCACCACCACCUCCUCCUCCUCCACCUCCACCCCCUGCCACCUCUGUACCAGGGCAGCCCAUCUAUGUCAACAAUGCUGCAUCUCUGCCAGGCGGGUCAGGCAUCGAGUCGCCCAGCGAGGUCUUCCUCAAGCUACCCUCUUCUGCCACCAGUGCCCAGCCCCCAGCGCAAGUGCCUUUGCACGAGCCCUAUGGCAUGGCCUCUGCCUGCCCCCCACCAGAUCCAGGUUUCCCCUCUCCCUCCUUGGUGGGUCAGAGUCCUACCAUACCGGCCGGCUUUGCCUCUGCUUCCUCGUCCUCCUCCUCCUCCUCCUCCUCAUCCGGACAAUCCCCUCUCCUUUCCAACCCUCGUCCAGCCCCGCAGCCGGGGGAGUUCCAGCCCACCCCUCCUGGGACGCCAAGGCAUCAGCCCUCUACCCCGGACCCCUUCCUAAAGCCACGCUGCCCCAGUGGCUCCAUGGAAAACUUGUCUGUGCCUGGAAGUCCCCAGCGAACUGCCCUUUUGCUUUCACCUCCGCCCUUUGGGGAGCCGAAGAAGCUCUUGGACAUCAAGAAGGAAGAGGUCGGCCCUGGGAUCUGUUCGCCCAGCUACGGUGGCAGCUACACGGACUCCCCCUCUGGGGCUCACCAUCAUCCCAGCGAAAUGAAGGCUCCGGAUGUUUUCAAAGCCCCACUCACCCCCCGGCCGUCUCAGGUGGAGCCGCAGAGCCCAGGCUUGGGGCAUCGAGUCCCAGAGCCUCACCCUCUGGCACCUUCUCCCCCUAGCCAGGCUGAUCUCUACAGGCAGUCGCCCUAUGCAGACCCCUACGCCCAGCCCCCCUUGACACCUAGGCCUCAGCCCCCUGCCCCAGAGAGCUGCUGUGGCCUGCCUCCUCGCUCCUUGCCCUCGGAUCCCUUCUCUCGCAUACCGGCCAGCCCGCAGUCGCAGUCCAGCUCCCAGUCCCCGCUCACUCCUCGGCCUCUCUCCAACGAAGCCUUCUGUCAGUCCCCCGUCACCCCUCACUUCCAGUCCCCUGACCCCUACUCCCGGCCCCCGUCACAGCCCCAGUCGCGGGACCCCUUUGCCCCUCUGCACAAACCCCCUCGGCCCCAAAUGCCGGACACCAGUUUCAAGCCCAUGUCCAUUGCUCAUAACAGCCUUGCUGUGGGGAGUUUCCCCACGGGGGCUCCCUCAGCCGAUCCCCACCCCAAGGCCAACCAGCAGCCCCAGUUUGCUCGCUCCCCUGGGACCAGCGUCUUCCCAAACACUCAACCCCAGAUGCGUUUCACCUUCCCUCCGAAUGAGCCAAUCAAGAGCUCCCCUUCCCAUGGGGUCAACAGCCAUUUUGCACCUGGCAAGCCCCAAAGCACAAGCUACAUUUCUUCGCCUGGAUUUCACCCAGCUGGGAGCCCUCUGGGGCCCAGCAAGAAUGCCUCAGAGUCAUACACUGUCUCCCCAUUGCGCCCCCCUUCAGUCCUGCCCCAACAGCCACCUUCUCAGCAAGAUAGCCCGUUGUCCUACCUGCCACGGACAGGUGUGGUGCCAUCAGGAGAGAAGAGAGAAGAUGGAGUGGUAGGAGCCCCGCAUAGGGAGCUGCAAGAACUGCCGGCCAGCCAGGAAGCGGCUCUUGGCAGCAGCGCCAGCCAAACAGAGAUGGAGAAGCAGAGGCAGCGCCAGAGACUCCGAGAGCUGCUCAUCCGCCAGCAGAUCCAGAGGAACAACUUGCGGCAAGAGAAGGAGAGUGCCGCCGCCGCCGCCACCACCAGCGCCCAGGCCUCGUGGAACCCUGAAGGCAGCGGGCAGCCCUUUGAGCAGAUGACUCGGAGCAUGACUCCCUACCCGUCAGCACAGGACAACAAGGGCAUAGUGAGCAGCCUGGGUGGCGCCCCAGGGGGCAGCAAACUGCCCGGUGCAGUGAUGGUGCAGCCCACCUACAUUCAAGAUGAGCGACUGGCCCGGCCUCCACCUGUAGCCACCCCUUCGACUGUGGAUAUCAACAGACGGCCAUCCGUGGCAGCUGCACAGCCAUUCUAUCCUCGCGGUGUCUUCCAGGGCCAGUCCCCACAGCAGCAAAUGUGGCAACAGCAGCAGCAGCAGCAGCAGCAAGCAGCGUCCAUGCGUCUCCCUAUUCCUUCGCGCUUCCCCCACCCGUCCACCCAAGACCUGAGCCGGCAAGCCCUGGGUGGCCUUGCCCCACGCCUGCCAGCUCCGGGGGAACCGCUUCAGCCUCCAGCCAUCGCUCUGGGAGCCCAGUUCAUCGAACUGCGGCACAACAUCCAGAAGGGUGUGCUUGGGAGUGGAGCUGGGGUCCCUUUUGUCCAGCAGAAUCCUCAAGCUCGACCAAGAUUUUUCAUGCCCGGGAACGAUGGCCCCAACCAGGCUGCGAAGGCUUCUGUUCCUCCCCUGCAGGCUCCUGUCCUGGGAAACCAAGGCAUGCAAACCCAGAAGAUCUCUGUUUCCUCUUCCCCUCAGGGAGCAGACAGGAGCAACAGCCAUCACCCCCAGGCCAAGGCCUCCUUGCCACAGUUGAUUCUGCCCCCUGGCGGUUUGGAGAUGCAACAUAUCCCACCCCGACCGCUCUCCUCCUCUGGCCCAAAAGAUACAUCCAACCCCCCAUCUGCCAUCGACCCUCCUCAGGCGGCUAGUAAGAACCAGCUGGGCCUGGCUACUAGGCCAUUGCCUUGCGAGGUGCCCGUGGAGCCAGACCUUGAGGAUGACUUUGAUUCCCACAAGGAUCUGGAGGACGAUGAUGACUUGGCCAACUUGAGCCUGGAUCCAGAUGUUGCUAAGGGCGAUGAUGAUCUUGGUAACUUGGAUAACCUGGAGACCAAUGACCCGCACCUCGAUGACUUGCUAAAUGGUGAUGAGUUUGACCUGUUGGCAUACACAGACCCGGAACUGGACACUGGGGACAAGAAGGACAUCUUCAAUGAACAUCUGAGGUUGGUAGAAUCUGCCAACGAAAAGGCCGAACGUGAGGCUCUGCUCAAGAAAGAGCCCCCUGCUGGACCCUACCUCAAGGAUACUCCUACCAGCGGCGUUGGCAAGCCAGGGGAGCAGAAGGCACCGCCUCUGCCUAAAGAUGAUGGGUCCAAAGCUAAAGAAGGGCUUGGCCUCCUCCAUGUUCCCUGUUCAUCCUCUUCAGGUGUCUCUUCAUCAUCCCCCAUUCUUUCCACCUUCAAGGGCCAGAGUGAUGGGCUGGACAGCAAGGCAGCUAGUUUGCCAGCUGACAUCAAGCCUAAGAUAGAGGAAGGCUGCCUCAAGUCAACUCCAUGCCAGUUCAACAUCGGUCUCUCAGAAAAGCCUCCUGUCAAAUCCGAAGGCACCGAGAAAAUGGUGGCUGCCUUAGCAGUCAACAUCAAGCCCAGCCAGAACCUUGUGGGUCCUGGCGGGAUGCGGCUUGGCAUGACCCAGUUCCACAGUAAUAGCCACACCUCCCUCUCGGAUAAGGUCCUCUACGGCACCCCAGGCCGCCCUUCUCUCACUCCCGUCCAGAUGACUAGCACCAGUAACUCUGUCCUGGAGAAGUUUGAGCUGGAUGGAGGGCCCUUAAGCCUGGCUAAUGCCCAGCAACAUUCUCCAGCUGAUGACCUGGACAAGAUGGAGAGCUCCCUAGUAGCCAGUGAGCUGCCCCUCUUAAUUGAAGAUCUGCUGGAACAUGAGAAGAAAGAGCUGCAGAAGAAACAGCAGAUGUCUGCUCAGAUGCCUGGGGGCUCUCAGCACCUCCAGUCUCAAACCAUGUUGACUCAUGCUGCUCCUCCAUCUCAAACCCAUGAUGGACAGCUAGUGAAUCAGCAGCAGCAGCAGCAGCAGCAGCUUCAGUUGGGCAUGGUGGCUAGGCAGCAGGGUAUGGUGUCCAACCAGCACCUAAUGCAGCAGCAGCAGCAACAACAGCAACAACAGCGUCUGGCUGAUGGCCAGCAAAGCCAAGUGCUAGCCCCACACAUGGGAGUAACUCAGAGUCAGGCUCAUAUGCUUGCCAGCCAGCAUGGCAUCCCGACCACACACGGGCAACCAAACCAGCAGCAAAUCUUAGUCCAGAAACCUAUGCCUGGAGUUCAGCAGCCACAGCAGCAAAUGAUGGGACUUAAGCCUCAGCAAGUUGUGAUGCAGCAGCAACAGCAGCAGCAGCAGCAGCAGUUGGCUAACAGCUUCUUCCCUGAUACAGAUCUGGAUAAAUUUGCCACAGAGGACAUCAUGGAUCCCAUUGCUAAGGCUAAGAUGGUGGCGCUGAAGGGUAUCAAGAAGGUCAUGGCACAAGGCAGCAUCGGGGUGGCUCCUGGCAUGAACAGGCAACAGGUUUCCUUGCUGGCUCAGAGGUUGUCUGGAGCAGCCUCUUCAUCUGAAAUGCAGAACCAUAUCCUGCCCGGUCCUGGAGGACAGGAACGGAGCACUGACCCAGCACAGGCUCGUCCAAACCCACCCACUUUUGCUCAAGGUGUCAUCAAUGAAGCUGAUCAGCGUCAAUAUGAAGAGUGGCUCUUCCACACCCAGCAGCUCCUCCAGAUGCAGCUGAAGGUGCUGGAGGAGCAGAUUGGAGUGCAUCGCAAAUCCCGCAAGGCUCUGUGUGCUAAGCAGCGGACAGCUAAAAAGGCCGGCCGUGAAUUCCCGGAGGCUGAUGCAGAGAAACUAAAGCUGGUGACUGAGCAACAAAGCAAGAUCCAGAAGCAGCUGGAUCAGGUACGGAAACAGCAAAAGGAACAUACCAACCUCAUGGCCGAGUACCGCAACAAGCAGCAGCAGCACCAGCAGCAAACCUCCACGGUCCUGGCCCUGAGCCCCUCGCAAAGCCCCCGUCUCAUGGCCAAGCUCCCCGGGCAGCUCCUUUCUGCCCAUGGUCUUCAGCAGGGGCCGCAGGGCCUGCCAGGCCAGGCCGGGAGCUUGCGCCUCCCUCAGGCUGCCCCCAUGGCAGUGCAACAGGGCUUACCAUUCAUGGGGCAGCAACAGCAGCAGGCCCCGCAACUGCAGCCGCCGCCACCAUCUGGAGCAGCCACGCCCAACGCCUUCUUCUCCAGUAACCGUCUCUUGCAGGAGAGGCAGCUGCAGCAGCAAAGGCUGCAGCUGGCCCAGAAGCUGCAGCAACAGCAGCAGCAGCAGAACCUCAUGGGACAAGUGUCAAUGCAACAGCAGCAGCAGCACCACCCAAACCUCAUGGGACAAAUGACACUGCAACAGCAGAACCUCAUGGGACAGAUGUCAGGUCAGCAGCAGCACCUGCAGCAAAGCCUCGUGGGACAGGUGCCUGUGCAGCAGCAGCAGCAACAACAACAACAGCAGCAGCAACAGCAGCAGCAGCAGCAGCAGCAGCAGAACACUCUAGGCCAGGCCAGCUUGAUGAGCCAGCCUCCCCCUCCGCCACCCACACCCCAGCCCAGCCAGAACCUGCUUCCUAAGCAGCAGGGGCUGCUGAACAGUCAGCCAGGAGUCAUGGUCCAGCAGCUGUCUCCGCAGCAGCAGCAGCAGCAGCAGCAAGCCCUGCUGGGACAUGCCGUGCUGCAACAUCAGGGCAUGAUGGCUCACCCAGCUUCCCAGAGGCAAAUGCUGUUGGCCCCCCAGCAACACAGAGCCCUGGGUUCUCCCCAGCAGCAGGCACAUGGGAUGAUGGGACAUCGGAUUCUUUUGUCCCCACAGCAGCAGCAGCAGCAGCAACCAGGGUUGCUUGGCCAGCAGAGGACCAUGCUGAGCCACCAGCAGCAAAGUUCCAUAGCACAGCACCAGGCCCUCCUUGGCCAGGGGGCAGCCCCUCAGCAGGGAGGACCACUGGGCCCGGGGCCAGCCGCUCAACCGAGCGUCCUGGGCCAAGGGCAGGGACUGGCCAAUCCAGAACCCAUCCAGCACUUUGCACAGCACGGGUCUCUAAACCAGCCGCUGCACUUGAGUCAGGGAAUUCAGCCGGGCCCCUCGCAGCAGGGCUUGGCUGUCAAGGAACAGCAGGGAGGACCAGAAGGCACCGCCGGGCUGCCUCAAGAAGGAACAGACAGUGUCCUGCAGCAGCAGCAGCAGCAGCAACAACAGCAGCAGCUCCGGCCCCAUUUGGUGGGCCCAGAGUUGGGAGGGCAGGUGCAGAUGGGGAUGCAAGAGCAGCAGGGCAUGCCCAGCCGUGGAACCCCUUUGCAAGACCAGACAUCUCAGCCGAUGCUGCAGCCUCAUGGGGAGCAGCCAAAGCAGCCCAGUGAAAUAGGCCAUCAGGCCCAGCACCUUCUCCUGGGAUCUCAGCAGCAGAAUGCUUUGAACUCCCUGCAGCUACGGAUGCAGCAGCAACAGCAAAACAGCCACCUCCAGCAGCCCCAGCGGCCACACCUUCCUAUGGAUGGCGUCCUGCAGCCAGAGAUGUCGCAGCAGCAGCAGCAGCUGCUGCAUCACCACCACCACCCGAGAGAUGCCUCCCAGGCCUCCCACUUGCUCAACCAGCAGAUGGAACAGCAGGGUCAAAUGCAGAACAUCAUGAUGCAGCAGCAGAGGAUUAUGGGUCAGAACCUGGAGCAGCCUUCCAAAGGCUUGCCGGGACAGCAGCAGCAGCAGCAGCGCCUCCAGAGCCCAGUUGGGCCCCCCAGAACACCAGGGAUGAUGGUGCCAGUGCAGCAGCAGCAGCAGCAGCAGCAGCAAAACAUGAUGGUCCAGCAGUCCUCCCCGCAAGGCCAAAGCAUCCUGUCUAGCCCUGUGAUGGGCCAGAUCCGUGCCCAGCUUCAGGGCGUUAUUUCCAAAAACCCACAGUUGCGGAACCUCACCCCUCAACAGCAGCAGCAACUGCAGGCUCUGCUGAUGCAACGGCACCAGCAGAACCUCCUGCAACAACAGCAGCAGCAGCAGCAGAACCAAGCAAUGCGGCAAGUCGGCCCCUACCUGGGACAGGUGCAGGCACAGGCCCCUCUCGACCAAGGUCAGCCAGCUGCUCCAAUGCUUUCCCAGCCUGCCCCUGUGGGCCAGGAGCAGCAGCAGCAGCAGCAGCAGCAACAACAACAGCUGCCACCAAGGCAGUCUCCCCUUGCGGUGUUCCAAGUUCGUCCAGAACAGGGUUUUGCUACCUCUGUGGAACAGCAGAGGGUGCCACUGAGCCAGCAGGCAACAAUCAGUCCCCUUCAACAAGGGCCACAAAGGCUUCCGAUCCCUCAAGGUCCACCUGUGCCCGUGAGUGUUGCUGGUAUGGGGCCGGUGCACCAGCAGCAGCAACCGCCGCCACCACUUAGCCCUUCAGAACCAAAGAGACCAUCCCCUUUGCUUCUGGCCAGAAGCCCAGAGCAACAGCUGGCUCCCACCCAGAAACACCAGCCAGCUACCCCCAGUCCCUUGCUGCCCCCUGGCCCAAGCCUGGUUGCCUCGGGCACAGAGGAUGUGGCUUCCAGCGCCUGUGGCCUCAGAGGCUCAGAAGGGCCUCCCACCAAAGAGUCCAUGAAGCCGAGUGCUGUCAAUGGGCAAGGGGUAGAGUCGGCUUCCUCCCCAGCAGGAAGGAUCCUGCACCCACCAGGAGAGCUUCCCCUGGCUUGCAUCAAGCAGGAACCCAAGGAAGAAACUGCUCAGUGUGCACUGAUGAGCAGUGGCCAGCCGGUCAAGCGGGAAGCCAAUGGGGAUCCUGUAUCAGCAGCAGCCACCAUUCCUGCUGCCACUGCUGCGGCCGCUGCCACCAACAGUCUCACCCGCACCGAAGCCAGCCAUCUCCUGCUACAGAAGUUGCUCAGGGCCAAGAACGUGACCUUGGCAAUGCAGCGCUCGGGGGACGUCAACGGGCACAUGGAUGGCAAACUUGCUGGGGUUGAGGGCCGGCUGCAGGGAGCACCAGAUGUGCGAGAGCAGGAGACGCUGGUGUCCAAGAAACCCCCUCCGCCCAAACCUAAGCGGACUCAGAAAGCUGGGGAGCGACUCGCCAACUCCCGGAAGAAGCUGCGCAAGGAGGAAGGAGUGAAGUCCAACGAGGCCCUCAUGAAACAACUGAAGCAGGAGCUCUCUUUGCUACCUCUGAUGGAGCCCGUCAUCACCGCCAAUUUCAACCUUUUCCCCCCCUUUGGGAGCAGCCCUGUCAAUGGCAAGAGCCAGCUGAAGGGCUCCUUUGGCAAUGCUGCCUUGGACAGUAUUCCAGAUUACUACUCCCAGCUGCUUACCAAGAGCAACUUGAGCAACCCACCAACACCACCUUCUUCACUGCCCCCCACACCACCUCCCUCUGUGCAGCAAAAGCUGGUGAAUGGAGUCCUGUCUUCUGAGGAACUCACUGAGCAGCCCAAGGAGCCUGUCCUGUCCCGUGAGCCUGAAGGGCAAAAAGAUGCUCCCCCUGUGGAAGUGAAAAGUUUAGACCUCCUGGCAGCUUUGCCGACACCGCCACACAACCAGACUGAGGAUGUCAGAAUGGAGAGCGACGAGGAGAGUGACUCCCCCGACAGCAUCGUCCCAGCGUCAUCCCCUGAGAGCAUCCUGGGCGAAGAGGUGCCGCGUUUUCCCCUGCUGGCUGGAGCCAAGUCCGAGGUGGAGGAGUGCCCACUGUCUCCCGUCAUACCCAUCAUUCCCAAGGCCAGCAUCCCAGCCUUUCCAGAUGCCAAGCCCUAUGAGACCUCAGAGCAGGCAGGAAAAGGGGCGGCAAGUACUUCCUGGGACAAAGCCAAGGGAAGUGAGGUCUCCGUCAUGCUCACAGUGUCUGCCGCCGCUGCCAAGAACCUGAAUGGUGUCAUGGUGGCUGUUGCUGAAUUGUUGAGCAUGAAGAUCCCCAGUUCUUAUGAAGUGCUGUUUCCAGACAGCCCAAUGCGGGGUGCCACCAGUGAGCCCAGAAAAGGUGAUGCGGACACACAGGGCAAAGAGAAGUCAGUGAAUCCAAAGGGCCCAGAAGGUGGUCCAGAGUGGCUAAAGCAAUUUGAUGCCAUGUUGCCUGGCUACAGUCUCAAGAAUGAGCUGGACAUCUUGACCUUGCUCAAACAGGAGAGUCCAGCUCCAGAAAAGACUGCUCAACACUGCUAUGUGAACAAUGUUGCUAAUCUGGAUGUCCGGCAGCUCUUGACGCUCCCUGAAGAGCCCUCCCCACCCCUUUCCCCCUUUGCACCCUCCCCACCCAGUCCCCCCAGGGUUCCUGAGCCAGUACCUGAACCAGAAGCCCCUCCACCUCCGCCUGCUCCAUCUCCCGCGCCCCCUUCCCCCAAGGAGGAGGAGGCGGCUCCCCAGUCUCCCCCCAAAGCCAAGCCACGCUCCCGCCCCCUGGAGGACAUGGAGGAAAACAAACCGCGGCUGAAGAAGUGGAAGGGGGUGCGCUGGAAACGGCUGCGCUUCCUCAUCACCAUCCAGAAAGGUGGCGCCAAGCGCGAUGGGGAACGAGAGAUUGCGGAGUUCAUCGACCACCUGGCCACCACCCUCCGCCCCGAGAAAGUGCCACGCGACUUGCGGAAAUGCUGCUUCUGCCAUGAGGAGGGGGACGGGGCCACGGACGGCCCAGCCCGCCUCCUGAAUCUGGACCUGGAUCUGUGGGUCCACCUCAACUGUGCCCUCUGGUCCACCGAGGUGUAUGAGACCCAGGGCGGGGCCCUCAUCAACGUGGAGGUGGCCCUGCAUCGGGGCCUCCUCACCAAAUGCUCGCUGUGCCAGAAGACGGGGGCCACCAACAGCUGCAACCGUAUCCGUUGCCCCAACGUCUACCACUUUGCCUGCGCCAUCCGGGCGAAGUGCAUGUUCUUCAAGGACAAGACCAUGCUGUGCCCGCUGCACAAGCUCAAGGGCCCCUGCGACCAGGAGCUCAGCUCCUUCACGGUCUUCCGGCGGGUCUACAUCGAGCGGGACGAGGUCAAGCAGAUCGCCAGCAUCAUCCAGCGCGGGGAGCGCCUCCACAUGUUCCGGGUAGGGGGCCUUGUCUUCCACGCCAUUGGGCAGCUCCUGCCCCACCAGAUGGCAGACUUCCACAGUGCCACGGCCCUCUACCCUGUGGGCUACGAGGCCACCCGCAUCUAUUGGAGCCUGCGGACCAACAACCGGCGCUGCUGCUACCGCUGCACCAUCUGCGAGAACAAUGGCCGGCCGGAGUUUGUGGUGCAGGUCAUGGAGCAGGGCUUGGAGGACUUGGUCUUCACAGACUCCUCACCACAGGCUGUGUGGAACCGUAUCAUUGAACCAGUGGCCAUGAUGCGCAAGGAAGCGGACAUGCUGCGACUUUUCCCCGAGUACCUGAAGGGAGAAGAACUCUUUGGCUUGACGGUCCAUGCUGUGCUGCGCAUCGCAGAGUCUCUGCCUGGUGUGGAGAGCUGCCAGAACUACCUAUUCCGCUAUGGGCGCCAUCCACUCAUGGAGCUGCCACUCAUGAUCAAUCCCACAGGCUGUGCUCGAUCGGAGCCCAAAAUCCUCACACACUACAAACGGCCCCACACACUGAAUAGCACCAGCAUGUCCAAAGCCUACCAGAGCACAUUCACAGGGGAAACCAACACGCCCUACAGCAAGCAGUUUGUGCACUCCAAGUCCUCCCAGUACCGCCGCCUCAAGACGGAGUGGAAGAACAACGUGUAUCUAGCACGCUCCCGCAUCCAAGGGCUCGGGCUUUACGCAGCCAAGGAUAUUGAGAAGCACACAAUGGUCAUUGAAUACAUUGGCACCAUUAUCCGCAACGAGGUGGCGAACCGGCGCGAGAAGAUCUACGAGGAGCAGGUGAGCAGAGAAGGGGAGUCCUCUGUCCUGGUGCUUGUUUGGGCUGGGGAGAGAUUGGGGUAG